UCUUGUGCUGCUGCUUCCAGAGCAGGUCGUUCCUCCCCGUGUGUCUGAGCUGAGCGGGGCUGUGGUAGCGCAGGGCUGGGAGCUGCUUGUGGUGGGAGAGGGAAGGGGAGAGAAGGGCUUGUGCAGAGAGAGGCUGGGACUGAGCUGAGCUGGCUGCUGGGCUUGGAGGUGCUCAGCGUGUGCUGGGCCGGGAGGUGCCUUGGCUUGCCCAGGCUUGGGUGCAGAGCUGCUGCUCCCGUGUCCCAUCCUCUGCUUGCCCCUGCCCUGUGUCCAGGUGAAGCUCCAGCAUCCAGACAUGUCCUGCUGCAACCCGUGCGUGCCCUGCCAGCCCUGCGGCCCGACCCCGCUGGCCAACAGCUGCAAUGAGUGCUGUGUCAGGCAGUGCCAGAGCUCCACCGUCGUCAUUGAGCCUUCCCCCGUGGUGGUGACCCUGCCCGGCCCCAUCCUCAGCUCCUUCCCUCAGAACACCGUUGUGGGCUCCUCCACCUCCGCUGCCGUUGGCAGCAUCCUCAGCUGUGAGGGAGUGCCCAUCAACUCUGGGUGCUUCGACCUCUCCUGCAUCACCAACCGCUACUGCGGCACCAGGUGCAGACCCUGCUAAAGCUGCUGCCAGCAUCCUCGGGCAAGGACCUCCACCACCUCCCACCAUGGAUCUGGACAGGAGAUAGAGCUUCGCGGCGCUGUUUCCUUCUCCCACUCUCCUCUCCAUUCCUUUCCUGUCUCCACCUCCUGCACCAGCCCAGUGGGGACCUCUUGGCCUCCCUCCCUCCCUGUGAGGGACAGGCAGGCGGACACCCUGCAGGAGCUGCACCGCAUCUUGGUGCCUGCCCCUGGUGCUCCCUGGGAGCCACCUCCUUUUCUUCUUUACACUCAUUAAAGUUGUGCUGCAUCCAA
Neopsephotus bourkii (Bourke's parrot) is the source of this 894-nucleotide messenger RNA. Its product is annotated as feather keratin Cos1-1/Cos1-3/Cos2-1-like. The transcript has a single exon. Lineage: Eukaryota; Metazoa; Chordata; Aves; Psittaciformes; Psittacidae. The record is from RefSeq and is a predicted model, not a curated record. Gene Ontology annotation, molecular function: structural constituent of cytoskeleton. The coding region runs from base 296 to 601 and encodes 101 amino acids. Gene Ontology annotation, cellular component: intermediate filament.